AUGAUCUUCGCCGCCCGUCAGCUUCAGGAGAAAUGCCAGGAGAUGCGGAUCCACCUGCACUCUACCUUCUUGGAUCUGAAGAAUGCCCUCGACACGGUGAAUCGUGAAGGACUGUGGAAGAUCAUGCAGAAGUUCGGCUGUCCCGAGCGAUUCGUCCAGAUGGUGCGUCAACUGCACGACGACAUGAUAGCGCGCGUCGCGGACAACGGAGCUGUCUCAGAGGCAUUCACAGUGACUGACGGAGUGAAGCAGGGAUGCGCCCUGGCGCCUACCCUCUUCAGUCUUAUGUUGUCUGCCAUGCUGAUAGACGCCUACCGUGACGAACGUCCCCGCAUCCACAUCGCCUACAGGACGGACGGUCACCUCCUGAAUCAAUGCCUAAUGAACUUCCAAUCACGCGUAUCCACAACCAAAUUCACGAACUUCUCUUCGCCGACGACUGUGUCCACAACACCUUGGAAGCGGACGUACAAAGGUGCAUGGACCUCUCCUCCGCCGCCUGCGAGAACUUCGGACUGGUCAUCAGCACGGAGAAAACGGCGGUCAUGCAUCAUCCGCCACCGAACACGACCCCUCCCCACAAUGCGCCACAGAUCAGGGCGAAAGGAACCCAACUGCCAGUGGCGGACAACUUCCCAUACAUGGGCGGUACCUACUGCCGCAGCACCAAAAUCGAUGAUAUAG
This is a messenger RNA of Spirometra erinaceieuropaei, 684 nucleotides long. Lineage: Eukaryota; Metazoa; Platyhelminthes; Cestoda; Diphyllobothriidea; Diphyllobothriidae. The record is from the annotation of a GenBank genome assembly.